UCUGAAAUGCCCAAUGACUUGAGAGCAGUUGCUCUCAGUUCUCAAAGUAUUCAGGUAACGUGGAAAGCCCCCCAUUACACUCUGUCAGAUGUAGCUGGCUACAAACUGAUCAUAGUGGGCAAGGGCAUCAAAGAAACAGUCGUAGUCGCGAACGAUGUGUUUUCGCACACGUUCUUGCGUCUGAACCCAUCCACGGAGUACAUCGUUUCCGUGCAGGUUGGUCUGUACUCAAGCAUCAGAGGACCCUAUCCGUACUGCGGUGGAACACUGAUUGCUCCUGAUUGGAUAAUUACCGCGGCCCAUUGUGUUGAAAGGGCCAUGGACUGCAUUGCCCCCCGAGUUGGCCUAUCGUUCUCAUACGAAGCCCUUACAAAUGCCACACUGUUUGCCCGAAUUGGUGACCACGAUUUAGUAAAAACAGAGGCAUCAGAAAGGGAUCGUGUCGUCCAGAGCAUAGUAGUUCAUCCGAAUUUUAAGCUGCAAUCGGGCAACAGUGAACAUGAUAUCGCCCUCCUGCGAUUAGAAAAAUCUGUCGUCGCUGAGAAAGAAGUCGAUUUUAUCUGCCUUCCAAUGCUAAAGUCGACUGUGCCCCUUUCCCAGGAAUGCACAUUCGCAGGCUGGGGCUCACUCGUCCAUCUAAGCACUGCAGAAUACAUAAAUUCGCCGGUCCUCAUGGAAGGUAGAUUGACACUUGAACCCGAAGAAUUCUGCCAAUCGGCUGGAGGUGUGCCCCGACCCCUUGUUGGGGAGACAGUGGCGCUGGUGUCUACUGCCUUGAUGCUCAGAGACAAUGGAUCCUCUAUGGAGUCAUCAACCAAGGAAGCUUUCUUUGUUCAGGCCGCUAUGCCACCAGCACAAAGGUACUUUCUCAUAUUGUCUGGAUCAAGCAAACGAUUGAGACCAAGGACUUCGCCUGAAAAGGACAAUAUUGCGAUUUAA
Molecule: messenger RNA, 939 nt
Organism: Dibothriocephalus latus
Lineage: Eukaryota; Metazoa; Platyhelminthes; Cestoda; Diphyllobothriidea; Diphyllobothriidae
Source: the annotation of a GenBank genome assembly